This is a messenger RNA of Anopheles marshallii, 1536 nucleotides long. Its product is annotated as synaptic vesicle glycoprotein 2B-like. Bases 1 to 1536 code for a protein of 511 amino acids. Gene Ontology annotation, molecular function: transmembrane transporter activity. Gene Ontology annotation, biological process: transmembrane transport. The transcript has 5 exons. Lineage: Eukaryota; Metazoa; Arthropoda; Insecta; Diptera; Culicidae. The record is from RefSeq and is a predicted model, not a curated record. Gene Ontology annotation, cellular component: membrane.
AUGGAAACUGCAACACCACAUUCUGGUUUGCCUGUUCAGGAAACAACUGUUCCCAAAGCCCACAUUGGGCACAGUAUAGACGACGCACUGGAGCUGGCGGGAUUUGGUAAAGUGCAGAUCUGCCUGUCGAUUCUUUCCGGUGUUAGUAUGAUGACGGUAGUGAAUGAAGCAGUUGGUAUGAGUAUCAUCCUGCCUGUGUCGCAAUGCGAUCUGCAAUUCAGUGCAUGGGAAAAAGGUAUUCUUGGAGGAUCUAUGCUGCUUGGAAUUAUGUUUUCAUCAUACCUCUGGGGCUAUCUGGCUGAUACGAGGGGCCGUCAGCUGAUCUUGAAAUAUACAUUAUUUGCCACCUCGUUCUUUGGUGCGAUCUCGUGCCUUGCGACUGGAUUCGAAUCGUUGUUGGUGCUCCGGUUUCUAACAGGUGUUUGCGUGGCCGCCCCAGCCUCUACGGUGUAUGCUUACCUCGGGGAGUUUACUACACCGAGCAGACGCAGUCAAAUGCUGUCGUUUGCCUCCGUUUGGGGAGGUGUCGGAAUUGUCUAUGUGUCAUUGGUAGGUUGGUGGAUACUUUCGUACGAUUGGGUGUUCGUCAUCAGUGAUUCGUUCGAAUUCAAACCAUGGCGCUUGUUGUUCAUUGUCAACACGUUGCCCGCCUUCUUGAACGGAAUCGCCUUCUGUUUCUGUCCCGAGAGUCCUAAAUUCCUAGUGUCCCGAGGUCGCAAUGAGGAAGCUCUGGAAAUUUUGAAGACGGUUUACAAGAUCAACAAUGGCACUGACAAUGCAGAUGGAUACGAAGUGACGACUCUUCGGCUAGAUCCGGAAGAUGCGAUAGCUCGAGAACAGAAUGGAGACGGUUCUAUAGGACUGUUCAAAUCAGUAGUAAAUCAAACCUCACCUAUAAUGAAACUACCGUAUCUGGUGUACUUUAUCAUUUGCUGCGUUCACAACAUUGGAGCAUUCGCUAUUUACGGAGGACUUGGCUUAUGGUUCCCCGAUAUUAUGAACCACAUAUUCGCUUCGGAUGCAACCGUACAAGGCAAAACAGUUUGUACCAUACUGCAACGGAACGGAACUCAGGCAAUCGAGGUUGAGCUAUGUAGUGACGAGACGGAAACCUUUCUAUACACAAUGAUAUCCGGUGUGAUGAGUAUCAUACAAGGAUUCGUCGUCUCGCUGUUAUUGGGCAAAGUGAAUGUUAAAACAAUGACAAUAUUCAACUUUUCUAUUGCUGGUAUAUGGGGCAUUGCACUACAGUUUGUCACUAAUUCGUAUGCGGUGGCAAUACUAUUCUGUCUCGAGAUAGUAUUCGCUGGGUACUGUGUUGUAUUAGUAAAUGCAAAUAUGGUGGACAUAUUUGCAACUAAAGUGAGAGCAAUGGCUAUAGGAAUGGCACACAUUUUCGGUCGACUGAGUGGGUUCGUGGCGAGUACAUUACUGGGACAUCUGAUGCUUCAAAAUUGUGAAAUAACACUGAUCAUGUUGGCGUCCCUGAUGUUCGUGUGCUCAAUUUUGACGUUCUUUCUACCUAAAAAGCAAUAA